AUGGCGCGAGGGAGGAAGGAGAUGGAGACGGAGGCGGCGCGGACGCGAGACGACGACGCGGCGAGGGACGCGUCGGGGAGAGGAGGGAAAAAGACGAAGGCGAAAGCGAGCGAGGGGGAGAGGACGAGGACGCGCGACGCGCGGGACGUCGCGAGCGACGUCGGGGGGGGGUCGGACGGGAAAAAGGUGGGGAGGGGAAAAAAAUUGAACGCGGCGGCGGCGGCGCCGAAGCGCAAGUAUUGGAAGUGCGUGAAUUUGGAAGGCGAAAAGUUUGCCGUGGGCGAUAGCGUGUACGUGGUGAACGAGAAAACGGUCGAUUUCGAUGACGACGAAGAUUGUCCUUGCAUGGUGUGCGGUGAAGCGCCGAACGCGGAUCGAAUCAUGCUCGAGUGCGAUACGUGUCUGAGCGGGUGGCACAUGUGCUGUCUCAAGCCGCCGCUGACGCGCGUGCCGGAGAGCGAUUGGCACUGUCCGUUGUGUGCGCGGGGCGGGGAGGCCGCGAGCGCGGUGCCGCGAAUCGAAACGUUGACGCGCACCGCGUGCACGGAGUUCAUGGCGGGUAGGUUCCAUUUAGCGCGUAUAGAGCACAUUUGGGAAGAGAACGGAGAGUACCAAUUCGCGGCGCGAUGGUACGCGCUGCCCGAGGAGACGCACAUGGGACGCCAACCCAUUCAGCAUCGGCGCGAGGUGUUUUUGACGCAUAACGUCGACGUUAAUCCCGUCGAUUGCUUAUUUCGCGUCGCCAAGGUGUGCACGCCUCAAGAAUUCCGAGAUCAAGAGGAAGGAUCGCACGACACGUACGUGUGCGAAUACACGUACGACACCGCGUUUCAGCGCUUCAAGCGUCGCGGCGAAUGGGGCGAAGAGGACGAAUUCAGCGACGACGAUCGCUUUGAGAAUGAAUUAGACUGGCGCGACGCAGAGGACGACGACUGGGACUCGAAGAAAAAGAAGGACAAAAAGUCGGGCGCCAACAGUCGUCUCGCGGGUCGUCUCGCCGCUCGACGGCGUGUGGAAGACGCGGCGGCGCGUUUGGAGAUUGCUGGUUUCGGUGGCAGCGCUCUCAGUCGUGGUAGGAAGCACCCGUCGACUGUUUUAGGCGGCGUGCGCGCUGUGUUAUCUCUGGCAUCGACGCCGGCGACGCUGCCGUGUCGCGAAAACGAACGCAAGCAAGUCUACGACUUCGUGCACGAAGCCAUCAUGGCGGGUUCGCACAGCACGGGAAAAUGUCUGUACAUUUCCGGCGUCCCCGGUACGGGCAAGACGGCGACAGUUCGCGAAAUCAUACGGGUCCUUCGUUCGCAAGCGCGCAACGGCGUGAUUCCAAAGUUCAACCACGUUGAGCUCAACGCGCUCCGUUUGCAAACGCCCAAGCACGCGUACAGCACCAUCGCCGAAGAGUUGAUGGGGCAAAAGUUUAGCCCGGACAAAGCGAGCAUGGUCUUGGAGAAGAGAUUCAAGGAAGGCAAAGGAAGCGAUGGACGAGUCACAGUUCUCAUCGUCGACGAGCUUGAUUUGCUCGUUACGCACAGGCAAGACGUGCUGUACAAUAUUUUCGAUUGGCCGACUCACAAGAAGAGUCGACUCGUCGUCAUCGGCAUCGCCAACACGCUCGACGUACCCGAACGCAUGCUCCCGCGCAUCGCGUCUCGACUCGGAAGCAAUCGCGCGGCUUUCGCUCCGUAUUCCUGGGAACAGCUCAAGAAGAUCGUCACCUCGCGUCUGGAAAGUGUCGAGGGAUGCAGCGACGCCUACGCGCCGUCGACCCUCGACUUGAUUUGCAGAAAAGUUGCUUCGGUGAACGGCGACGCGCGGCGAGCGCUCGAACUCGCGCGGCGAGCGGCGGAAGUCGCCGAAGCCAGAAUUAACGUCGAAAAGGUGACUACUCUCACUUUGCAAAACGCGCAACCAGAAGAGGGCGCCGCAGCGCGCGCCAAGGCUCGCAUCGAAAAAGUAACCAUGGACGACGUCCGCCAAGCGCAAAGCGAAAUGUUCGACGGUCCGCACAUGAAACUCAUUCACGCUGCGAGCUUUUACGAGCGCAUGUUCUUGAUAGCGUUGGUUAAGGCGCUUCAACGCACCGGCACGACCACCGUGGACAUGGGCACGGUGAUGCAAAUGCUCAAGGUGAUGUGCAAAGAUCCGCGCGUAAACGUCGCCGAGCCCCCGAUUGGGAGCGGCGUUCGCAUCGCCUCUCGCUUACGUUCCACGCACCUCAUCAUGACGGACGCCUCGACGGCCAGAAAUUUACAACAAAUUUCCCUCUCCGUGCCCAUGGCUGACAUCACGUUCGCGCUGGUGGAGAACUGCGAGAACGACGCGUGCGACAUGCCGUGGGUCAAGCUCGUCCUCUAG
This is a messenger RNA of Ostreococcus lucimarinus CCE9901, 2355 nucleotides long. RefSeq lists its product with no specific name. Lineage: Eukaryota; Viridiplantae; Chlorophyta; Mamiellophyceae; Mamiellales; Bathycoccaceae. The record is from RefSeq and is a predicted model, not a curated record. Bases 1 to 2355 code for a protein of 784 amino acids. Gene Ontology annotation, biological process: DNA replication initiation; mitotic DNA replication checkpoint signaling. Gene Ontology annotation, molecular function: chromatin binding; ATP binding; ATP hydrolysis activity. Gene Ontology annotation, cellular component: nuclear origin of replication recognition complex. The transcript has a single exon.